Gymnodraco acuticeps is the source of this 2725-nucleotide messenger RNA. RefSeq names its product PDZ domain containing 3b (gene nherf4b). Gene Ontology annotation, biological process: protein localization to plasma membrane. The transcript is spliced from 10 exons. Bases 138 to 1706 code for a protein of 522 amino acids. NCBI's taxonomy places the organism in Eukaryota, Metazoa, Chordata, Actinopteri, Perciformes, Bathydraconidae. Gene Ontology annotation, molecular function: signaling receptor binding; protein-membrane adaptor activity. The record is from RefSeq and is a predicted model, not a curated record. Gene Ontology annotation, cellular component: apical plasma membrane.
UUUUACAGAGCUGUACCUUCAAAUGAAUAUACCAUAAUUUGACAAAUAAUACUUGUUGAUUUGUGUUGCAAUGCUACAUUUGAUCUGGUGUGUGUUGUGUUAAUGAAUAAAAAAAUGAAUAUAAUAACUCAAAAAUAAUGACAGAAAUGUCUGAUUAUGAAAUGUCUCUCCCUAUAUAUUGUUCUGCAAAAGCUAAUAAACUCAUUAUGCAAUAUGUUUUUCAAGGUCUGGAAAUCAUCCGGUUAACAGAGACAUUUACAUUUAAUCCAAAAGAGGGAAUAGACAACCCAGUGAUGGUCACCAUAGAAGAUGCAGACUCUGUGUCCACACCCAGCCCACGUCUGUGUGUUCUUAAACGAGACGAAGGGGAGUCCUACGGCUUUAAUCUGCGGGUGGAGAGGGGACGCCAGGGUCACAUCGUCAGAAAUGUAGUGUCAGGAGGCGUGGCAGGGUUCAGUGGCCUUAAGGAUGGAGACAGGCUUCUGGAAGUCAACAACUGCUUUGUGGAGGACAUCCCUCACCCUGAGGUGGCUGGGAAGAUAAGGCUCAGUGGAAAUCAGUUAUGUUUAUUAUUGUUGGAUGGCGAGGAGUACGAGCAGGCUGUGUCCCGAGGUGAAGACCUUCAAAGUCUGGUCAGUGCGCACAAGGGCGAGGGCUGCAGACCACCCAGACUCUGCCACAUCACCAGGGAUCCAGCCUCAGGUCUGGGCAUCAACUUCACACCCGUGGAAGGAACAGGAGGUCGCUUCUCUGUGAGCCUGGCAGCAGGAGGUGCAGCGGAAAAGGCUGGGGUGUGUAAAGGAGAUCACCUAGUGUGGAUAGAUGGAACAACAGUGUCUGAUUUCACACACUCCGCACUCAGCAGGAUGAUUAAAAAAUGUGGCAAUCACAUCACCAUCCUUGUGAUUGACGGUGAGAGUGAGAAGAACUACCUGCGUCAGAGGAGGCCCAUUCUGCCCGCCAUGGCUGUUCCACAUAACCUGCCUCACAGAGCCAGAAGACUCCACCUGGUGUCAGAGGCCGACACCUACGGCUUCCUGCUUAGGCUGGAGAAGGCAGCAUCAGGACGCAAAUCUCAUGUUCUGCGUGCGAUGGAGAGUGGCAGUCCUGCAGAGAAAGCAGGUAUGAAGGAUGGAGAGCUGCUGCUGGAGGUCAAUGGGGAGGCGGUGGAGUCAUUGAAGCAUGAGGAGAUAGUUGACAGAGUGAGACAAAGUGGAGAACAGAUAUCUCUCACCACCAUCAGUCUCGUGGGGCUGGAGUUUUACACCCAGUUGGGUCUAUCCCCGCUUCUCUUCUGUGAGGAUGCUGCUGUCGAGAGAGAAAAGGAGAGCAGCGUAUCAGCCUCUGCAGCAGAGCAGGCUCCACAAAAGGAAAUGGAUGACUCAUGUAAGCUCAGAUACUGCUCCGUCCGAAAAGGCCCUUUGGGGUUCGGCUUUAACCUGGACAGUGUUCCACAGGGUCCUGGGACCUUCAUCAGUCAGAUGGCUUUUGGGGGCUCUGGUCAGAGAGCUGGACUGUGCGUGGGUGAUGUUGUGAUGGAGGUCGAUGGGCAAAAUGUGGAAGAUAAGUCUCUGGAGGACGUGAUUAUGCUUGUGAAAGAAGGAGGACAUUUUAUUUCUUUACUAGUCAUGUAUAAGACUAACAUGAGGCGCGAGCAGACUGACACACCGACAAGAGACAUCCCUGACAGUGAGGUGAAGAAAUGAGGAAGAAAAUAAUGAGAUAUCAUGUCUGUGAGUGACAAAGAUACUCACCCUAUAGUGAAGACAUUCUGCAUCCCAUACGUCUACUGAAGAGACUUCAAACUGAGCUGAACAAAAAUAAUGAUUGUUUAACAUAGUAUGAUUAUUAAUAUUAUUAUAAACACUCUUCACAUUAUUUUUCUUCUUAUAAAUAUUUUAUAUGUAUUAUUGGUAAUAACAGCAUUACUGUAUAUUGGUCAAAAAUGCUUUUUUCUAAUCCCAGGGUUUCACAAAGAACACUAAAAGAUGAAAAGAUUUUUAAAAAUAAGCUAAUAUAUAGUAAGAGUGUCAGUUGAAGAAAUGUUGCAAUGUGUAAUAGUGUAUGAUAUAAAAAUAACGUUUACAAAUGUACUAUAACUGAUAAUGCAGAAAAUAUAUGGUCAAUUGUGAUCUCAAUCUGAAAUACUUCCAUGACUUAAACUCAGUGGUGUAAGUAUGUAUUCAAAGUCUGUACUUAAGUACAAUUUUGAGGUACUUGUACUUUACUUGAGUAUUUCCAUUUUAUGCUACUUUGUACUUUUAUACUACAAUUCAGAGUUAAAUAUUUUACUUUUACUCCACGACAUUAACGUAGUACCUUUAGUUACUUUGCUGAUAUGGAAUAAUGAUAUGUGAUCAACACUUAAAUAAGACUUUAGUUACACCGUGAUUACAUUCACAUGCUAGCAGUAAAUUAAGUAAUUAAAAUGAGUUCCACCUUUACCGGCUGGGAUAAUCAUAUUUAAACAUCAAUAAUUAUAAUCAUAACAAUGAUUAUCUUUACUCUUGGUCAUUUAAUUAUAUUUUGACGCCAAUGCUUUUGUACUUUUACUUGAGUAAUAUUUUGAAUGCAGGACUUUUAAUUGUAACAGAGUAUUCCUACACUUUGUAAGGCUACUUCUAUUUUUCCUUAAGUACAAGAUCUGAGUACUUCUCCCACCUCUGCUUAAAGUACCGGAAACUGUAUAAACUAAAAUGUAAUAAAACAAUACCUAUUAAAUGUU